CAUUACAUCUCAACCGUCCGUCCACUUCUCUAUUACAGUAAUCCAACUCUAUCUUGCAUCUUGAAAUGACAGAGAGUUAAUGAAAUUGUCCUGGAAAUUUUCUAAGGCAUAUUACAUCUCAACCGUCCAGCUCUCUCAUUUGAUGAUUGAAACGCAAAAUUAGCAACCUGUACAAAUAUAUAAUUUUUGUCCAAACGCAAGCCAAAAUAGAAAAAUAGACACACCCCCUGUAUACUCUCUGUUGUUUCUACAAGGCUCAUUUACUCUCUCUCUCUCUCUCUCUCAAAAAACGGACAGUCACGGCGAUAUCUUAAAAGUUGAAAAUCAGAUUUGAAUCGCCAUAAAACUGAAGUGAAUUUAAGUUUUGUUACCUUUUUUGGAUAUGUCGAGUGAUGAAAACACAGAGAAGACCACAACCCUAGCUGAGUUGUCAGCUGAAACCCUAAUGGCUGAUGCUGGUAUUGGCCCUGGACCCGGGUUGCCUGGUGAGGCGCCUCGGGUUUCUCAAGUUGACCACGAACCGGUUGUUAACGGAAAUGUGGAUAACGGUGCUCCUACCGAGCUAUUAGUUGUUGCCAGUGGGGUUACCGCGAAAGGGAUUAAGGAGGUCGAUGGUGAUGGGAUUUCUCUUUUGGUGGAUGUUCAUAGUUCACUUGAAAAUGUUAAGGGAGUGAACGGAGAGGAGAAUGCAGCUGAUAAUAAGGAAGAUGAGAUGGUUGAUGCUGUUGAUGGGGAUACUGCAGAGGAUAAUAACGAUAGGGAAGAUGAGAUGGUUGAUCCUGUUGAUGGGGAUACUGCAGAGGAUAAUAAUGAUAGGGAAGAUGAGAUGAUUGAUGCUGUUGAUGGGGAUACUGCAGAGGAUAAUAACGAUAGGGAUGAUACGAAUGUUUAUAAAGUUGGUGAUUUUGUGUGGGGAAAGGUUACGAGUCAUCCGUGGUGGCCAGGGCGUGUGUAUGAUUCUUCCUGUGCUGCAGAAAAAGCUAUGAAGUAUUAUCGAACGGGGUCAUUGCUAGUUGCAUACUUUGGAGAUUUCUCGUAUUCUUGGCGCCCUCCAUCUCAGUUGGUAUCUUUUGUGAACAACUUUGAACAAAUGUCGAAGCAAAGCACUUCCAAGAGCUUCUUAAAAGCUGUUCAAAAGGCCGUGGAUGAAAUUAGUGUACUUAUGGAGUUUGAUAUGUGCAUCUCGGAAGAUAGUCGUGCUGGACUUAGUUGGCCAUUGGCAGAGAAUGGUGGAAUUAGAAAGGGUGUUCCAGUGCCUGAAGGAGUCUCAGCUGUCAGACUCUUACUUUCUCAGUAUGAACCUGCUGGGAUACUUAAAGGUCUAAAACAUCUUACACAAAACAAUUCUAAUUCCAAUGUACUUGAGCUUGCUGUCUUGAAAGGUUGGCUAUCUGCUUUUUAUCGUGCUAAAUGUGGACGCCCUUUGGCUUUAUAUUGUGAACCCGUGCCUGUUGAAGGCCUCGAGGACAAGAAGGAUCAAGAUGUUGAUGCAAAUGACUUCAGCAUACCAAUUGAGGUUCCUAUUAAGGGUCCAUCAGAAGAAGAAACUCCAAAUUCUGGCUCUGCAAAGUCUCCAAAGACUGCUUCUGACAAGAUUUAUCACAAAAGGAAGCAAAAAAGUGUGGCUGAACUUAUGGGAGAGAACGCCAAGCCCAAAGGUAAGAAGAAAACUGCAGAAGAUUCUACACCUUCAUCUGCAGAAACAUCUGACAAGAAAAGGAAGAAGUCUAGUGAGAAAGCUAACAGUGUUGAUGAAAAAAAUGGUAAGAGGGCCAGCAAGAAGUCUGGUGACACUGACUUGGCAAAAAAAAAGGAACUUAGAGUUUCAAUUCCUGAGCAUGAUGAACUUGGCAAUCAGCGGGACAUGAAUGCGAGCCCUUUAUCAAGGGAAAGAAAGAAGAGCAAGUAUUUGUCACCUCCUUAUACGAGCCCGAAGUGGAAUGCAGGAAAAUCAAGCUUCAAGAGAGAACUGGAAGUAGAUUCUCAGAAAGUUUCUGAUAUUACCAGGAUGGGUGAGCGGAUGACAAAGGCUGCUCGGGAUCUUUUGUCUUCUCCUGAUGCAAACCAUGGCAAUGAGGCUGUCAAGGAGAAAACGGCUGAACGGUUUGAUGAUGUUGACAAGAGUUCUCGGAUGGGAAAGCGAAGCUCUAGGACUUCUGACACCAUGAAUAUCGAUUCAUCGGUGAAUGAGGUACUGUCUGAGGUUCAGUCUACUGCUCUCAACCCUCUUUCAUUGAGGAAUGGAUCUGUUGAGAAGGCCAAAGGUUUUGUUUCCUCUUUCAGGAACUCAGUGUAUUUAGAUGGAUCAAACUACAAGCAAUAUCACAAAAAAACUGGAAACAAGAGAAAAUCUCUGGAUGAUACUAAAUCACCAGAGUCUGUUCCUUCACAUGCAAAGAAGCGGAAGACUAAUAAAGCAUCUGGGGCUUCUUGUCAGGGAACAGAAGAUGAGGAAGUAGGUAGAGAAACUUCAUCUGCGAUUUUGACUGUGACAUUUUCAACUGGUGUUUCUUUGCCAUCAGAGGAUGAAAUUAUCCAAAUAUAUAACAAGUUUGGGGAACUGAAUAAAAAGGAAACAAAAAUGUUAUAUGAUUCAAACGCUGUUCAAAUUGUCUACAUGCAUGGUCCAGAUGCUGAAGAGGCCUUCAAACAAUCAGUGAGGCAAAAUCCUUUUGGUGCUGCGGAUGUCAUCUUUACUCUCAGGAAUCCCUCCCCAAACUCCGAGAUUCCACUUUCCUCGCUGAUAGCAAGUAAGGGGAAGAAGUCAGAGGUAAAACUAAUCAAGCAGAAGCUGAAGGGGAUGGCCACACUCUUGGAAAAAUGUAAGGGUAAGAUUACGAUUGAGGAGAAAUUGGAGUUGGAGAGUGAGAUAAAAGGCUUGCUGGAGAAGGUAAGUACUGUGCCCACAUCAACUAACCCAUAGGGGGGAUCCUUGCAUACUAGGAUGCGAAGCUGGUUGGUUUAGCUGAACGUGUUCUCCUUUUGUUGAUAGUUAGUAUAUUGUCCAGCUUAUGUUAAUUAGGAGCAUAGGAUGUUAGCUACAAUUGAUUUGCUCUAAUUACUACUACAGUUGCAUUUACUUUGAUUAAUAUGGUGUAGUUAUGAGCU
Messenger RNA from Lycium barbarum (goji berry), 3108 nucleotides. RefSeq names its product PWWP domain-containing protein 6. NCBI's taxonomy places the organism in Eukaryota, Viridiplantae, Streptophyta, Magnoliopsida, Solanales, Solanaceae. The record is from RefSeq and is a predicted model, not a curated record. The transcript is spliced from 2 exons. Bases 383 to 2923 code for a protein of 846 amino acids.